This is a messenger RNA of Nomia melanderi (Alkali bee), 1666 nucleotides long. RefSeq lists its product as uncharacterized. Lineage: Eukaryota; Metazoa; Arthropoda; Insecta; Hymenoptera; Halictidae. The record is from RefSeq and is a predicted model, not a curated record. Gene Ontology annotation, cellular component: nucleus; precatalytic spliceosome. Gene Ontology annotation, molecular function: protein binding; RNA binding; zinc ion binding. Gene Ontology annotation, biological process: mRNA splicing, via spliceosome.
UAUCGUUUACGUACAGUUUACUAUCAGCUGUUUAGAUUGUUGUGUACUUGCGCAUCGUCGAGAUAACUGGUAUUUACUAAUCGUAAAAAGUGCGUAAAUUUCAUUUCACGUUUACCAUGAGAAGUUGUUGCUGUAGUUAACACGUGUAUCCGAGUCGAGGCAGUUAGCGUCGAGUGUAUUGUCGUGAAAAUACUUCAGUUAAAAGCGAUUUUGUUCGUUUGAGGUUAGAUUUCCCAAGUGGUGUUGGAGAAGAGCGUUCAUACAUUCUCUACCAAUAAAGACAACAGAAAUUCAUCGAAAAAUUGUCAAACAUGGCGGAUUAUUGGAAAUCCCAAGGUCGGAAGUUUUGCGAUUUCUGCAAAUGUUGGAUCGCCGACAACAAACCGAGUAUCGACUUUCACGAAGGUGGCAAGAAGCACAAAGACAAUGUCAGCAAACGACUCAAAGAGAUACAUAAAAACAGCGCGAAGCAAGCGAAACAAAAUAAAAAGAUGGAGGAUGACAUUAAAAAGAUGGAAAGCGCAGCAAUGGCUGCAUACCUGAAAGACGUCGAAAACAACACCAGAGACAUGACCGCCGACAGAAUCAUCGAAGAAAAAAGGAACAGAAUCGAGAUGAAAGACACGUCGAGUGCGCGCAACUGCGUGCCAAUGAUUGCCCCAGAGACGACUGCUGGACUCAAACGCAAAACUCAACAGCUUCCUCAUGAAAUUGACCCGUGCGAUCCAACUUUAUCUAGAAGUAGCAGAGGACAGUGCCAGCAGCCGAGAAUUCAACCGAAAGCCGAAAACAAGGCUCAGGGGAAGAGUAAAGGGGGCAAGGGCAAGGGGAAAGGAAGGAAACCGCAAGAAGAAGAUCGCCCCGCGAAACCGGUGAGGAAGCUUUGGUACGAGGCGCGAAGUCCGGAAGGAUACACCUAUUAUUGGCACAUCGAAACCAACGAGUCCGUAUGGGAUCCACCCGAGGAGGGGUACAUGACGUUCAGCGAACAAGAGGAGGAAGCGAAGGAGCAAACUCUUCAGGAACAAUUACUGCAACAGUUGGAAGAGGAAGAAGCGAUCGCGAACGCGGAUAUCAUCGAGGAGAAGCGGGCGAACGCCGAACGAGAGAAAUGGAAAGAAAUGAGGAAACUGAGCGAUUCGGUUCAACGACCGGGGAACGAGCGGCUCGACGAACCAACCGAAACUAGUAAACACGAGGAAGAACAUCGGACGUACAGAAGGGACUACACGAUCGAACCGUGCGAGAAACCGCAUCCUUACGGUCCUUGGCAAACCGUUCGAACCAUUGAAACGACACCGGUAGACUUACAAUUACCCCAGCAGAAGCUAAGCGCGCCAUUGGUCACCUUCGAAAAAGCAGAACUACCUCCUGCGCAGAAAACGUUCAAGGAGAAGACAAUCACGCGAAUCGAGACGGGUGACAGCGACGACGAACGUGAGCCAACUGGGUUCAAAAAACGAAAAAUUGGCAACAAAAAUGUACGAAAACGAUUAAACGAUGACUGAUAGUUGUAACAGUACCGAUUCUAUUUCGUCCCGUUUAUCCUAUUUAGAAGUCGGACGAACAUUGAAUGUUCUGUAACAUUCAAGUCUGUACAUGUACAUACGAUAACUCGAAGCAGGAUGAUAAUGUUUUCGAGUAGCCGAUCCUUUUCUAUCGCGGC